GUGCGUCAAUAAAUUUUUGGUAGAUCGUGCAGAGGUGGGUAAUCCGGAAAAAGAACGAAAAUGGUCAAUUACAGCCUAUACAAUGGUAGAAGAAAGCCUUGGUUUAACUAGACUAUUGUCAUCAAUUGGAUUUGCCAAGAUCGUAACAGCAAUAUGUCCACGAAGCAUCAAAAUCCUAUUAAGAGAGGACCAUGGAUUUGAAUGAGAUCUCAAUGCCUGUGAAAACUGUGACCAACCUAGUCAAAACUAAAAUUGGCACAAUAGAACAGUUGACUAGAUCUCAGCCGUUCGGCAAUCAUGUUUCAUAGAAAGAUCUGAUUCUGGGUGUCUUUGGAAACAUCAUUCUUGCCAGUCAUGGGGCAGGUCCAAUCUUCCCAAGAAGAAGAGGGGAUAGAAGAAGAAGAGGAAGAAGAAGAAGAGGCAGCAGUAAGAGCGGAGGAGGAAGAGGUGGAAAAGAGUAAAGGGGAAGAGGAGAAAAAGAAGGUAUUAGAACAGGAGCCAGAGGUCCUGCCAUGUCACCCCUCAGCAUCCCCCCUGUCACCCCAGCUAUCAUUCAGUGGGAGUCCUUAUAUGGGUCCUUCUGUAAGGGUGUGGGAUCCUUACAACAUUCUCACCUCUGCUGCUGCCUUGCCAUCUCCUACACUUUCCUCCGCGAGCUCUGCAGCUUCCUUGGAGAAUCAUCAGCAUUCCAGGUGGGUGUCAAUGGAGGACGAUGUCAUGACAGAGGUGUAUUUGAUAAGGCAUGCAGAGAGCACUAUGAAUGAGAGGGCAGAGCUGAUUGGGGGCAGAUCUCCUUCUGCAACAUUGACUGCAAAUGGGAAAAGGCAGGCCCGGGCUCUAGGGGUGUUUCUCAAGACUCAAGGGAUCACUUUCACUUCAGUUUAUUCUUCGCCUCUUGAAAGGGCCAAGCAAACAGCAUUAGCCAUUUGCCAGGAACUGAAUAUUUCAGAAGAGAAGGUGGAGUGCUCAGAAUCACUGGUGGAGAUGAGCCAAGGUCAAUGGGAAGGUCGCCUUCGUUCGGAGAUAUACACUCCUGAUAUGCUUAAUAUCAUUGACAAAUACCAGCCUGACUUUUGUGCACCAGGUGGAGAGUCCCAGCGUCAAGUUGAGUACCGAAUGGUUGAAUUUUUAAACUGUAGAGUUUUGAGGAGGGCAGAAUACGCAACCCUAAGGAACUCUGGACAGUACCACAGGCAGUUUAAAAGUUCUGCAAGUCAAAACUCAGUGCAGGUUCAUCCCAUCGAAGAUGGAGAUGAUACUGGUGUAUCACAGUGGGAAUUAUUUAAUAGACAAAAGCACCUAGGAAGAAGAAAGUCUGGUAAAAGCAGGCUGCAAUAUGUGACAACAGGAGACAAUGAGAGUGCAAUUGACUCUUCCAGAGAAGGCAGCAGUUGGAGGCAGUUACAAGAACAAUGUAAGCAGCCAAAUCCGUGUGUAGCCAUCUUUACACAUGGCAUGGCUAUUAAGUGCCUUUUAAGGGGACUGCUUGGCUCUAAUCCAUUGAUGACACAUCGGCUUUGUAUAGACAACACAUCUAUUACUGUCCUCUGGCAUUCCUUUAAAACAGGAUGGCAGAUUCAGAGGGUUAAUGAUACUUCUCAUUUAAGACUUCUAUGAGUUGCAGCUCUUUCAAAAUGGCAAAUUCCUGUAUCUUGAUUUCAGUCACAUUCAGGCGCUUGGUCACUGGUAGAUUUCACGUAUAACGCAUAUUCUCCAGGAAGUUAUAUCAUGAUGUUUCCUCAAAUUAUACUAUUUCUUCAUGAAAAUCAAGAGACUGGACCUGGACUCCGGAAGGAUUGGGGUUUACUUUAGCUGAAGUGUUGAAUUAUUCAGUACACUUCCUUAAGGAUGAGAAUAGCAAUUGCAGGGCUUGAAAUUCGCCUUCAUACUUUAAUUCGAGCUACGGAAAUGAGUUUCUAUUUAAACUAUGGAAUGCAUUGCGAUUUAAACUAUACGGCAAUGUAUUCCAAUUUAACCUGCAGAUUCUUGAUAUUUCUCUUACCUCUUUUUCUGUUUUUGACCUGCCUUGAAGUUAGGGGGUGCAUAUUUAUAGUAUUUCUAAUUACGUUUGCGAUGUAGUCUUCAUUUUUUAAGAUAUCGGGCAUUUGAGUCU
Messenger RNA from Cryptomeria japonica (Japanese cedar), 2113 nucleotides. RefSeq lists its product as uncharacterized. The record is from RefSeq and is a predicted model, not a curated record. NCBI's taxonomy places the organism in Eukaryota, Viridiplantae, Streptophyta, Pinopsida, Cupressales, Cupressaceae. The transcript is spliced from 2 exons. Bases 355 to 1617 code for a protein of 420 amino acids.